Molecule: messenger RNA, 1482 nt
Organism: Rhodofomes roseus
Lineage: Eukaryota; Fungi; Basidiomycota; Agaricomycetes; Polyporales; Fomitopsidaceae
Product: NAD-P-binding protein
Exons: 7
Coding region: 98-1096 (332 amino acids)
Cellular component (GO): mitochondrion
Molecular function (GO): protein-containing complex binding
Source: RefSeq, a predicted model, not a curated record
GUUUGUCCUCCGCCACCAGUGUCUCGAAACCCUACCUGACCUGCCGACUUAGUUGAACCACAGAGCUGGCUUCUUCCGUUCACAACUCGUAGGCAUUAUGCAAGCCGCACUUCCGAGGAUACUAGUAGUUGGAGGAAAUGGUUUCCUCGGCUCCGCUGUUUGCAAGGCAGCCCUUGCUCGAGGGAUGGAGGUGACGAGUAUUAGCUCAUCCGGGGCACCGUUCAAGACACCCAAAGGGCAUUCCCCCGCUUGGGUCUCUAAAGUAGACUGGCAAGCUGCGGAUGCGAUGAGACCCGAAACAUACUUGCACCUCCUCCCUGGUGCGACGGCAGUAGUCCAUACGCUCGGGACGCUUCUGGAGGACACACGUUACAAGAAGGCGCUCAGCGAGGGCAACAUCCCGGCUCUUGCUGGUAUUGUCGCUUCCAAUGUGCUCGGUAGUGGGCCGUCGAGCAAUCCGCUUGCUAGCGGUGAGGGCAGACCGAACAGCUACGAGUCACUGAACCGCGAUGCUGCCAUACGAGUCUGCGAGGCAUUUGUGUCCUCGACGCCUUCUGUUCCGCUUGACGGACCGCGACCUUUCGUGUAUGUCUCAGCGGAAGACAUCUUCCGACCAUUCAUCCCCGCGAGAUACAUCGAGACAAAGCGUGAAGCGGAACUGCAGAUCAGGCACAAAGUAGCCGGUAAUCCUGACUACCGGGCAGUGUACAUACGUCCAAGCCUCAUUUACCAUCCCCACUUCCGCCCGCUCACGUCGCCAAUCGCCGCAAUGCUCGACUUGUCCGCAACGAUCCACCGCACAGCGCCGCAGGGCCUGCCUACGCCCUCCGGUUUCUUGCGGUCACUCGCAUCUACCUUCCCCUCUUCCUCUUCUCCGCAAUCUCUUAUCUCAGCCUCACCCUUGGACUCAGUCGCCAACGCGUUGACAAUUCCGCCCAUUCACGUCGACCAUGUCGCCGAAGCAAUCUGCAUCGCGGCGGAUACUCGGAGAGUGGACGUACAGGGCGUCGUCGAUGUAGCGACGAUGAGGGGGCUCAUUGGAUGGUCACAAAAGGGUCAGACGCAGGCUGACGUGCAUAUACGAACGAACGUGUAGCAUGUUGUCAUAGUUCGGCCUGUAGCGUAGUGGUGUCUUCGCAGGGCUAGGAACAGGCAAUCCGACUUCCUCCGAGUAUCUCCAUGCAUGAUGACUGAUGUGAGGCGUCUCGCCCGCCGAAUGAAUUGAGAAUGUGGUAGUGCGCGGCAGGGAGGGCGGCGGGCGAGCGUGACGAAGCUGGUCGGCGAGAUGAGGCCCAGCCAGUGUCCAACCAGUGUCACCGCACCACUCUACGUUCCCUACCCGCCGACGCAGACGGGGCCCUCCCAGGCAGACGAGGUGAGCCGUUCGCACCAGCGUUCCUAUUUCGCCCUUUGACGCCGGUGGUAUUCCCGCACUUGCGCAAUCGAUUCUCGAACGACUCUCGGCCUUGCACCGCUGCCCAC